Molecule: messenger RNA, 1573 nt
Organism: Frankliniella occidentalis (western flower thrips)
Lineage: Eukaryota; Metazoa; Arthropoda; Insecta; Thysanoptera; Thripidae
Product: kelch-like protein 28
Exons: 2
Coding region: 269-1285 (338 amino acids)
Biological process (GO): regulation of proteolysis; proteasome-mediated ubiquitin-dependent protein catabolic process
Cellular component (GO): cytoplasm
Molecular function (GO): ubiquitin protein ligase binding
Source: RefSeq, a predicted model, not a curated record
CGCGGCGCUCACCCCUCCAGCCCCCGCACUCCACACUUCACCCUCACAGCUGUGGCCGGUAGCAAGUUAGUACCGGAGCUGGAAGGCUAUUCCCCAAUAAAGUGUAGUUUCAUUCAUAUUUGUUUACAAGUUUUGGCUGCAGACUUCAUUCGAUCAAACACUUUAUUCGAAGCCGUCAUAUUCCGUUAAUAGUUGGAGUUGGUGGAAACCUGGGCCCACCGACUCCGGAGGCUCCGAAGUGCUCGCACAACUCCCAAGAAGUUUAACCAUGGCUGCUGAACGCCAUGCUAGCAUGCCCCUGCUGCUCCUCGCUGAGCAGACAGUCGAUGGCGCGAGCCUGAAAAAGUCAUCGGAGACCACCCGCACCCACCUGGCUAAGCUGGAAACGAAGGACAAGCGCGUCUCUUUCGUGCCGGUGAUGGAGAGGAAAAUAGAAAAGGACGCGGGCUCCGCGUGCGAGUGCCUCUCACUUGAUCUGUUCUGCUCACAUACAGAUGCAAAUUCGCUCAUGAUUCAGUGCAAGAUGACUGUUGAAGACUACGACUUGAAAUCAACCAAAAUCACCAACCAAACAAUUAAAGAGGAAAGCUUUGUUCUGAAAGAUAGUGGCCAUAAUGCUGGAGUGGUGUCCCUAAAGACGAACUCAUUACACAAUAAGAAGGUGACCGUCCUCUUCAUGGUGUACUCCAUCUCGGCUCCGCACCCCGCGACUGGCGCCGGCCUCCACCUCAACCGCGCGCGCUCGGAGGGCACCUUAUGCGACGUGAAGCUGCUGGUCGACGGCGUGGAGCUGCCGGCGCACCGCGCGGUGCUGGCCGUUCGCAGCGCGGUGCUGAACAGGAUGCUGACGGGGACGGGCGACUUCAAGGAGGCCCGCGAGGGCCGCGUCGAGCUGGUGGACACGUCGGCGGCGGCGGUCGAGAAGUUCCUCGAGUUUCUCUACACGGACCGCAUCGAGGUAUGGCAUGACAGCGAGCUGGAUCUGCUGCACCUCGCCGAGAAGUACAUGGUGCCUGAGCUGCGCACCGAGUGCUGCUUGAGGCUGUGGAGCUGUGAGCCUCCCCGGGCCCUGAGUCUGCUGAACGCCACCGCCCUUGCCACCGGAACCACCAUCAGCAGCGCGCUGCGCCAACGGCUCACGACCAUCGUGGCCAACAACUUGCAGACCCUGACGAGCACCAAGGAGUGGGCCGAUUUUAAAGCUGCGUACCCAGUCAUCGUCGACACCAUGCUUGGCGCCUCCCGGGCCCAAACCCGCACGUCGACGCUGUCAGUCUGGGAAUAACAUGGAAAGUGAGAGCCCUGAGUCACAGUACAAGAUAAAUUAAUGUGUGGAGUUAGGAUUUUGAUUUGUAUGAUGUUGUAUUUAGCCGCUUUUUAUUUUUUGAGCCCUGUUUCUAAUCCGCCGUUUUUCAUCGGCCAUACAUUUUAAUGUUAGUGUUUCCAAAGAUUUGUAUUAUUUUUUGUCUCUGCCUCGGCGUCAACACGAUCGGAUCUGUUCCUGUUUGUUUUGCCUGCUUUUAUUGAUUUUGAUUGACCCUGUUAAAUAAAGCAAUAGUGUUCUGUAUUCGCA